This is a messenger RNA of Myzus persicae (green peach aphid), 833 nucleotides long. RefSeq lists its product as uncharacterized. The transcript has 4 exons. NCBI's taxonomy places the organism in Eukaryota, Metazoa, Arthropoda, Insecta, Hemiptera, Aphididae. Bases 149 to 685 code for a protein of 178 amino acids. The record is from RefSeq and is a predicted model, not a curated record.
GAUAUAAAUAUACGUCCCAUCCGGUGAGUUAAAUCAGUAUUGCUCGAGACACCGUCAACAGUGAUACAGACAUAAUAAUUCGCUGUGAAUUCUCGUUCAUACACAUAUCAUUUUAAUAUUUCAUCCAACAACACACAACAACAACAAUAUGGUCGCCUGCAAAUUGAUUUUGGCCGUCGCCUUCGUGUUCGUAGCUGUUGUUCAAAUCCAGAGUAGACCCGGCGCCGAUACCGAAUGGAGUAUACCGUUCGAAGAUGAACUCAAGAACAUGUCGAAACAAAUUUCCAGUUUUGUCGGUGAUAACGCCGAGUACCAGACCGCUGCCAAGAACGGUCUGAACACCUUCGUCGAAGGAUUCAAAGGCGAGCUUGGACUCUUCACCAAAUCGUUCGAUGGCAAAACCGGAGUGUCCGACCUGUUCAAGGACUCCACCAAGCAAUUCCAAACCACCAUCGACAACUUCGUCAAGACCUUACCUAAGGAUCUCACAUUGAAGGACUUCAACGAAAAAACAGAACAGGCACUUAAGUACAUGGUGGAACACGGCACUGAGAUCACCAAGAAAGCCCAAGGAAACACCGAGGUUGAGAAGCAAAUCAAGGAUUUCAUUAAGAAAAACAUCGAUUCGCUCCUUGAAACAACCAAAGCCGUCCAAGCUAAGAUCACUGAAGCUAAGAAAGCCUAAGAUGAACAAGUCUGAGGGACGUUGUACCAACUAUGUCAACCGUAAAACGAUAGCUGACAGUUAAUUUAUUGCUUUUUAAUUUUAUAAUAUUGUAAUUUAUUUCACCUUUACAAAAUCAAAUAUUAAAUUUAACAGCUUUUAUACUUUA